AUGGCUUCCACGGUCGUCGCUCCCUUUCUGGCCCUUAGCCUCCUCCUCUUUGCUGUGGUAGCACACGGUUGCACACCCAACUGCCCCGGCGAGCAGGCUGUCCCGGCAACACCCGUUGCAGUGCCAGUGCAGUCGCACCAUGGCCAGCACGAUGAGCAUGGCCGUUGCCCGAUCAACGCCCUGAAGCUGAGAGUGUGCAUCAACGUGCUAAACGGGCUGGUCGAUAUGAAGAUAAAGGGCCCCGAUGACUGCUGCUCGUUGCUGUCAGGGAUCGCCGAUCUCGAUGCUGCCAUCUGCCUUUGCACCGCCGUGAAGGCCAAUGUGCUUGGCAUUAGGGUCAACCUCCCAGUUGAUCUCGGACUCAUCCUCAACAAGUGUGGCAAGACCUAUCCGACCGAUUUCACCUGCUAAGCGGCACAGUUAUAAUAUUCCAGAGUUUAAUUUGGUGUGGUUGUUCGCUAUUGUGGUUGUUGGCUAUUGUUCCCCGUGAGUAAGUCUCUUGUCGGGUUUGCAGAUUGAUGUGCGGUUUUAUCAUCCUUGAAUCACUUUAAUUUGAUUGUUGUAAGUCGUUUUUUCUUUCUAAAAUCCAUUAUAUAUAUUGUUA
Messenger RNA from Oryza sativa Japonica Group (Japanese rice), 604 nucleotides. Lineage: Eukaryota; Viridiplantae; Streptophyta; Magnoliopsida; Poales; Poaceae. The record is from RefSeq and is a predicted model, not a curated record.